Cercospora beticola is the source of this 1929-nucleotide messenger RNA. RefSeq lists its product as uncharacterized. Lineage: Eukaryota; Fungi; Ascomycota; Dothideomycetes; Mycosphaerellales; Mycosphaerellaceae. The record is from RefSeq and is a predicted model, not a curated record.
AUGCUGUUCGGAGCUCGUGGGGUUUGGCUGUCCACAGCGCUCUCCUGUGUCUUGGCAACUCUGGAGAUCUCCCAUCCGGACAGAGCGAUAUCGGAAAAUCGAGCGUCUGGAGUUGCUGGUCUACAAGGCAAUAACAAUGGAAGACAUCCAACGAUAGUCGCGCCUCUUGGACGACGUAUCGAUGUUGGCGGUUUCCAACUUGCACAAUCCAGCCUGACGAGGACACACUCUUCCUCCCAAACAUAUCAGACAAGUACGAGAAUACGGCAGCCCAAUGCGUAUGGCUACCAGACUCAUCAUGGCAUCAACAAUGACUACGUUCCCGCUGGACAACGUCUAAUCGAUGCCCAUGCCGUCCAAGCACAAAAGAUGGGCAGCCAGUAUCUCAUGAUGGCAGCCCCAGCAGAUGGUCCCGUGCACAAGCGACAGGCAAACGCAGCAUAUGUCGAUGGGAACGGAAAGAUCAGCAAUGAUUGUCGAAACGUACCAAUCUACGAAAUCGAUAACGGCACUCUCUCCAUCUUCGUCAGCAACACACAGUACUACUAUACCACCAAUAGUGGCGUAGAUAUCCAACCAUUCGUCCCAUCAUUGACCCGAGGAUCAAUCACGAAGUCGUUCCGUUUGGCUGGAGAUGGCGAAGUGUUAUGGGAAAACGCUGCGUUUGACGGCGGACAAGCUCAAUUUUGCUUAACCAAAGACGGUACACUCUACUCGGUUUUCCGACAAACUGCAAGACCGCAAGACUGCUUGAUCAUUCGACUCUUGCUCUUCGUAGUGUCUUCAUGCGCCCGGAUGCCGGAAUAUGUAUCGACCUUUGUCCAAACGCAGACGACGGAGAGAGUUACUGUGUCUAAUCAAGUCUCGACCUACCUCCAGACUGUGACCAGCACCUACCAAACCGUCCUCGCAGCUUCCACAGUCACAGCCACAGCGACCUACCAGACCACUAUUCCGGCUUCGACUGCUACAGUGACCACUGUUGGCAUCGUUACAACCACACGGGCAUCAACGAGUAUCGUACCUGCAUCUACAAUUACCACAACAGCUGUUUCAACUCAGGCUGCCAGCACUAUCACGACUACUUACCAGACGACAAUCCCGGCUUCGACAAUCGUGACCACUUACCAGACCACAUAUCCCGCAACCACAGUUGUACAGACCGUAGUCUCCACUGCCCCGACUGCAACCACAACGAUUCAACGAACGACGACAGGCCCUCCAGCCACGAGGACGACCUUCCUACCAGGCACAACGGUGACUGCCACGACAGUAAGACUCUCCUACUACUCACCACCACCUCUAUGCGACAAUCAAGGAGUAGAGUACGGAGUCUUCCACAAUGUUCCGAUCUACAACCAGUCCACCUACGAUCCAAUCAUGAUGAAAGGUCGUGCUGCUGGCGGUACACAUGAUUACGUCUACACCACAGGGAAUAUCAGCCAUCCUUCCGGCUAUUCAAACUUGUGCCCUAGCUCGGCCACUGCGAGGAUCUACAAUAAUCCGACUGGCUUUCAGUGUGUGGAACUCACCACAAACCAUCGCUGGUACAUGUACCCACCCAUGGAUGGAGAUUGGCUAUUCGAAUUCGUCAACUGGGACGAUCAAAUGUAUUUCUGGGCUGGACCCCUCGCACGAAGAGGCUGGGCACGUAACAAUACCAAUUUUCUGGGCGGCAAUGUCAACAUUCCCGGUAGCCCUUCACGCAACUAUACCAUAAAUCUAAGGGGUGGCGAGUACGUUCCCAUGCGUCUCGCCAACCCGAACGGCGGAGGUGCGGUGUACAUGUGGAUGAGAAUUUGGGAUCCUAAUGGAAAUCUCUUCGUAGAUCGUGAUAUUGUUUCGCCGCACAUUGUGCGAUGGUCGUGUGAUGGAGUCGCGGCGCCGAGGUGGGAGCGGUUCGGGUUUGAAGAAGGAGCAGCAGCGUAG